AUGUUUGGGCCAUGUAAACCAAAUAUCAAAUUUCCUGAUAAUUUACCAACAUACUAUAAUAACUCUGAUCCCAAGAGACGUACAUUUUCUUCAGAAUAUUAUUUUGUUACAAAUCCUACUGGUAUUAAAAUACCAAGAUUAUGGCUAUGCUAUUCCGUUGCCCUGAAUAAAGCUUACUGUGAAACCUGUUGGCUGUUUGCAGAUAGGAAAAAUCCCAAGUUAAAGUUAAAUUGGAUUAACGGAAUAAAUGACUGGCAGCAUAUGUCUCAAAAAAUUCAAGUGCAUGAAUUAUCUACCCAACAUAUUGAAGCUAUUAAAUUACGAGUUCUUUGGGUAAAAAAUCAAACGAUUGAUAAGAAACUUGAAGAGCACAUUUCCGAUGAAGCUCGAUAUUGGAGGGAUAUUCUUACACGUUUAAUAAAGAUCAUUUUAUUUCUAACUUCUGGGAACACUGCUCUUCGUGGAAAUGAAGGAAAAACUGAAAAUUUAGGAGAUGAAGGUAAUUUUUUAAGAACUGUACGAUUACUAGCUGAUUUUGAUCCAGUGUUAAAUAAAUUAUUGUAUAAAGAAGAAACUCAAACCAAAUACUUAAGUUGGAAGAUUCAAAAUGAGUUGAUAGAUUUAUUAGCUACAAAUAUGAGAACAAUUAUAUGUGAUGAAGUCAGGUCUGCUCAAUGUUUUGCAAUUAUUAUGGACUCAACUCAAGAUGUUACAAAAAUUGAUCAAGUUAGUUUUAUAUUACGCCAUGUGGUUGUGAACCAUAUUGAUCGUACAUUUCAAUUAAAAGAGUCAUUUUUAGGAUUCUUUACAUUAGAUAAACAUGGAGCAGAAAACCAUGUUAAUUUAAUAAAAGAUGUCUUAAAUGUGUUCAAUUUGGAUUUGAAGAAGUGUAGAGGACAGGGCUAUGAUGGCGCUGCCGUCAUGAGUGGAAUUUAUUCGGGUGUCCAAAAACGAAUUUGCGAUAUAAUACCAAGUGCUUCUUAUGUUCACUGUACAGCACAUAAUUUAAAUUUAGUAUUGUGUGAUUUAUCCAAAACUACGCCUAAAAUGUCUCAGUUUUUCGAUACUAUUCAAGAUAUAUUUCUAUUCUUCAGUAAGUCAGCCCCUAGAUGGGCUUCAUUAGCUCUAGGAAAUGACACAGCCAAAAUAGUUUUGAAAAAAGUUUGUACUACUAGAUGGGAAGCUAAACACAAUGCUGUAUAUGCACUAAAAACUAGAUUUAUAGCUGUAUUAAAAUCAUUAACUAAUAUGUCACUAACCAGUAAUAAAUCUGAUGAAAAAUUAAUGGCCGCUGGGCUAAAAAAAAAAAUUGAAUCAUUUCAAUUUAUUUUGUUAUUAACAAUAUGGGAAAAUGUGUUGAGGAAUUUCCAACUUGUAUCUAAAAAAUUGCAAGGCACAGAUACUCAUCUCCAGGAUGCAUGUGAGUUUUUAAAACAGGCUACAGUUUCAAUGAUGAAUUUAAGAAACCAGUAUGAAGCAUUGGUUUCAUCUGCAACAGACCAAUGUAAUAAAUGGGGCAUUCCAAUCCAACCAACUAUCCAUCGCCGUGUUUAUUCUAAAAGAUUUUUUGGUGACGUAGAUGGUGAUAGGAGGCUUCCCAAGUAG
Acyrthosiphon pisum (pea aphid) is the source of this 1605-nucleotide messenger RNA. Its product is annotated as zinc finger MYM-type protein 1-like. Bases 1 to 1605 code for a protein of 534 amino acids. Lineage: Eukaryota; Metazoa; Arthropoda; Insecta; Hemiptera; Aphididae. The record is from RefSeq and is a predicted model, not a curated record. The transcript has a single exon.